This is a messenger RNA of Wallemia mellicola CBS 633.66, 978 nucleotides long. Its product is annotated as NAD(P)-binding protein. The transcript is spliced from 2 exons. Bases 31 to 882 code for a protein of 283 amino acids. Lineage: Eukaryota; Fungi; Basidiomycota; Wallemiomycetes; Wallemiales; Wallemiaceae. Gene Ontology annotation, molecular function: oxidoreductase activity. The record is from RefSeq and is a predicted model, not a curated record.
GAAAACUUACUAUCAUCACUCCAAUUCAUCAUGUCAACUCCUCGUGUAUGGCUCAUUACUGGCACUUCAUCUGGUCUCGGAAGAGCACUCGUUGAAACUAUCCUUGCAAAGGGAGAAACCGUUGUUGCUACUCUCCGCAAGCCAGAAGUUCUUAAAGACCUCUCUGACAAGUAUGACCAAUCAAAGCUUCUCGUUCUUAAGCUUGAUGUCACGAAUAGUCAAGACAUUGACGACGUUUUCAGUAAGAUAAAGGAAGUCUACAAUAGACUUGAUGUCAUCGUUAAUAACGCUGGUAGAGGUAUUGUUGGUGAAUUUGAAGCUACCACCAAAGAAGACGGCAAGUCACUAUUCGAUAUUAACUUCUGGGGGCCAGUCGAAAUUACCAAGAAGGCUAUUGAAUUCUUCAGAUCGGUCAACAAGCCAAGUGGUGGUCGUAUUCUUAAUAUCGCUUCGAUGGCUGGAUACAACGCUGGUCCAGGUAUGGCGAUUUACAGUGCAACAAAGCAUGCACUCGUAGGCGUCUCAGAAUCGAUUGCUAGAGAGCUUGAUCCAACCUGGAAUAUCAAGAUAACUACAAUUGGACCAGGUGGAUUCAGAACUAAGGCUUUAGACAAUGUCACCUCUUUGCCACCACACCCAGAAUAUACUGAACCAUCUCUUAUCACCAACCUCAUCAGACAAUAUCUCCCAGUAGUCCCACUUCCCGGCGAUGCUACAAAGGGAGCUGAGGCCAUAUAUACCAUUUCAAAUGUGGAAAAUCCGCCAGCAAACCUCAUUCUUGGUGCCGAUGCUAGAGAGCAGGUCCAAGAGAGAAUAAACAACCUUACAAAGGAGCUUGAAGCUUACGAGGAUUUGUCCGCCUCAACAGCGUACACCGAAUAAAUACAUGUAAAUAAAUGAUUUAUUACGAAUAUUUGUGUUUGUUAAGCACCUUCGUUUCUACGACAUCCUUAGACACAGUGAUUGUCUUGAAUUUAC